AUGGCCUGUUCGGGUGUUGUUGCUGAUGGUGACUGCAUAGUCAGCUACAACAAUCUCAAGUUGAAGCACGACAAAAGAUAUAUCAUCUACGCGUUCACUCCGGACAACAAGCGGAUCGUCAUCGAGUCCGAGGGUACCAAAGACAAGACUUAUGAUGACUUUAAACGGGCUCUUCUGGCCAGUCACGAGCCGCGUUAUGCUGUGGUAGACUUUGAAUUCGAACACGACGAGUCUGGAGCGAAGCAAGAGAAGGUCUUGUUCAUUUUUUGGUCACCCGACACCGCUCCCGUUAAAAGGAAGAUGCUAUUCGCUUCUUCUAAAGACGCAAUUCGUAAACCUCUGGACGGUGUUUAUCAAGAGAUUCAAUGCAAUGAUGAGGGCGACCUGCUAUUCGAGGAGAUUAAGAGGAAAGUCCAAAAGUGAAGAGGACGAGCUUGGACCAUAUUAUUGUUAUGUUAUUAAUUCUCUGCGGAAUUUGAUUGUUUCGCUGC
Messenger RNA from Perkinsus marinus ATCC 50983, 491 nucleotides. Its product is annotated as Actophorin, putative. The record is from RefSeq and is a predicted model, not a curated record. Gene Ontology annotation, biological process: actin filament depolymerization. Gene Ontology annotation, cellular component: cytoplasm; actin cytoskeleton. The transcript has 5 exons. Lineage: Eukaryota; Perkinsozoa; Perkinsida; Perkinsidae. Bases 1 to 423 code for a protein of 140 amino acids. Gene Ontology annotation, molecular function: actin filament binding.